Messenger RNA from Lactuca saligna, 1585 nucleotides. NCBI's taxonomy places the organism in Eukaryota, Viridiplantae, Streptophyta, Magnoliopsida, Asterales, Asteraceae. The record is from the annotation of a GenBank genome assembly.
AUGAGUAUUUUGAUAGCAUCAAUGAUGAUCCAUAACUAUAUUAGAAAGGCUGAUAGGUUUGAUGAAACAUUUAAUAUGACACAACAAGAAUCCUACAAUCCUACACAAGGUGGUACUAGUAGUGAAGGUCAUGAAGAAGGUUUAACUACACGUCUGGAGCUCGAUCUGAAACCUGUGGUGGCUGUUCGGAAACCUAGCGACGAAGAUCUUAGAUCUGAGACCCUAGGUGGCAGUGGCCUUCACGAUCAAGUAACCAUAAAGAUGAGCCAUUUCAAUAAUUUCAAAGAUACACCCGACAGUCCAUCUCCGGCGACGUUUGGAAAGCCUUGGCCAGAGUUCAACGACGGCCUUACCUAUCGUGACCUUGUCCGAUCACCUGAUUCCGGUUUGACGUUGAUUGACUUUUACUCUAUCAAGCAUCAGAGUUCAGCUCCUUUACUAGGUUGGUUGCAGAGAAUCGAAAAUGGGCAGAUCACAGUUAAUGGUACAGUUAUCACUGAUCCAAAGACUGUUCUGAGGAUUGGUAGGGAACUAGUAUAUCACAGACAUCCAUGGAAAGAACCAUAUGCACCACACUUGCUUGAAGUUCUGUUUGAAGAUGAUCAUUUGAUUGCUCUAAAUAAACCCUCUGGUUUACAAGUUUUACCUGGUGGACAAUUUCAACUAAGAACUGUUCUCACACAGCUUCAAUGGCAUAUGAAGAAUCAAGAAUCAUGUCCUGUUCCAGUUCAUAGGCUUGGAAGAGGAACUUCAGGAAUAUUACUUUGUGCAAAAACAAAGCUUGCAAAAACUAAGCUUGCAGCUCUUUUUGCUGAAAAAACAUCACAGGUUGUUGGUAACAGAAAAGUCAACAAUGAGGUCAACAAGGUAGUGAAAAUGUCAAAGAUAUACAGGGCACUAGUUUGUGGAAUUAUAAAUGAUGAUGAGAUUGUCAUUGAAGAACCAAUUGGAACAUUGAAAUAUCCUGGAGUUGCUAAAGGGUUAUAUGUUGCUUCUUCUUCAGGGAAGCCAGCAUUGAGCAGAGUUCAUGUUUUGAAAAGAGAUGUAAAAAAUAACCACACAGUUGUUCAGGUGGAGAUUCAAUCUGGUAGGCCCCACCAGAUCCGAAUUCACCUUUCGUUCAUUGGACAUCCUUUGCUAGGUGAUCCACUUUAUGUUAAUGGUGGGAUACCAAAGUGUUAUGCUCCUGAAACUGUUGAUGAAACAUUUGCUGAAGAUGGAGGGUAUAACAAGCCUUCAAAUCCUGUUCCUGGAGAUUGUGGUUACUACUUGCAUGCUCAUCAGUUAAUUCUUUGUCAUCCAAUCACAAAUGAGUUGUGUAAAAUAACAGCUCCACUACCACCCGUUUUCUUAGGUGAAUCAACAAAUCAGGAGUGAUCAUAUCGAGUUGACUAGAAGUAGAUAACAUUUUCUUGUCAUAUUUAAAAUAUGUUACAAUAGUUUAUUUGUUAAUUAUGAUGUUAGUUCUUGAUCUUUUAGAAGCUCAAGAGUGCAUGAAUUAUGCAUACGGGUUAAUGUUGUAAAUGAGUAACAUACUAUUUGUGGAUUUUGUUCUUCUAUAAAACAUUGAAAACAUUAGUGCUCA